AUGGUGACCGAAUCAGAGAGUGAUACAACUCCCAACUUCAAUGGGAUCCUGAUACCAGAUGAUCCUGAAUGGAAAGAGGCUAUUGAAAAAACUGCAAACUACGUGAAGCGUAACGGCAGAGAAUUUGAGCAGAAGCUUGAUGUAACUCAAUUUCCGUUUCUGCAGGAGAAGGACCAACAUAACGGCUAUUACCAGCACCUACUAAAGCGAGAGGGAGCACAAUAUCCAAUUCUCACCGACCAUGUAGAACCAAAAAUAAAAAAGGAUGUAUUGACCAUUCCAGAGCCCUUCGUAUUCGCUACGGUGGACAGAAACGUACCGAAGAAAGACUUGGAGAUCGUGAAGAUAACUGCACUGUUUUGUGUCCAGAAUGAGAAAACAGAUUAUUUGAAUACUCUGCGGCUCAAGUGUGCCGAUAAUCCCUUACUCGCAUUUCUGAAACCGCAACAUCCUCUAAAUGAGACUUUCACCAACUUUAUCAAUCAGUACAAGCAAGUUGCUCGCCAAGAUUUUGGUUUACGAGCUUCACUUGAAGGCGAAGGAAAGUUGACGAUUCUCAGACGUUGUUUUGAGCGGGCCAAAUAUUGCGAGUAUUCACAGAGUGUUGAGGUGGAACAGGUAAGAGCACAAGAACGACUGAAAGCCAAGUUCUUUGCAUACGCUUGGGAUAUCUUCGAGAAAGUUGGAACAAUAAAUAUUGAAGAGGGCCAAGAGUGUGCCGAGCCUUUACAAUUUGAUCUUUUACGUCAAAAAACACUUCAAAAGAACGCACAGGACAAGACUUUUACCGAAUUUGUGGUAUUGUCGUCGUUAAAUCUCAAGACCGGUACUCGCGAAGAGGAGCAGAAACCCAAGAAGAAGGGAAAGAUGAGAGUUCGGGCUGCUGGUGAGACGCGAUUGAAACAAAAGAGCUUGCGCAGCGAGAGACAGGUUGAGUGCCCGAUUACUCACAGGAUGAUAGCAGAGUCGAAUUUCGACAAGCACAUCCAAGUGCUUCUGAGCGAUCCAAAUUACACAAAGGAGCGACAAGAGUACGAAGCCAAGAACAAUAUAAGCAAUCUCACAUUAGAAAGCGUUCACCAAAACAUCAAGCGCUUAUCAAAAAAUGAAAGUUCUCAAGUGCAAAAGAAGCAGAGGACGUGA
Messenger RNA from Lachancea nothofagi CBS 11611, 1143 nucleotides. Lineage: Eukaryota; Fungi; Ascomycota; Saccharomycetes; Saccharomycetales; Saccharomycetaceae. The record is from the annotation of a GenBank genome assembly.